Closterium sp. Naga37s-1 is the source of this 693-nucleotide messenger RNA. The record is from the annotation of a GenBank genome assembly. Lineage: Eukaryota; Viridiplantae; Streptophyta; Zygnematophyceae; Desmidiales; Closteriaceae.
AUGGCAGCCUUGCGGUCGGCCGUCGCCAUUAGUCCAGCUGGCCUUCAACGGUCUCUCGUGCCGCAAGCAGACCUCCUGUCGAAGCGCCAACAGCUCCGCGUGGCUUCAAUAAACCCAAGAAACCGACCAACUUCGGGACGGAAAUCCUUGGUCGUGCGCGCUUCGGACGAGCGGUUCGACAUUGGGGAUUACGGAGCGCGCGACCCGCGGCCGAGUGAGCUGGAGAGCCAGUUCGGCGAUAAGGUCCUCGGGAAUGCCGACACGGAGCACCGCAUUCUGCUGCCGUCGGGAAUCACCGAGGUGGCAGGCCUGGCCGCACGCAACUGCUCGCCGCUGCCAGCUGGCACGCAGCCAUUGGCGGAGCCAGGAGCCCGAGAGCUGCUCAAGCGGGUCGUUGGGUGGAAGCUAGUGUCCGAACCCUCGGGCCUGCGGCUAAGAGGCGAGUGGCGCGUGCGGGACGAGGAGAGCGGGGCCGAGCUGAUGCGGCGGAUGGGGGCCGUGGUGGAAGCACAGCAGGAGCAGUGCGGAGGGGCGCAGCAGGCGGACAUGAGCGUGCAGCAGGGCUACGUUGUGAGGGUUGACCUGCAUACUCCAGCGAUAGGUGGCUUGAGUGAGAAUGACUUCAUAAUUGCAGCCAAGAUGGAUCUAGUCAAGGUCAGCGACCUCAUUAAGAAGGCUCGCUUCUGGGCUUAG